AUGUGGUGGUGCACGCUUACCGAUACGUUCACCUACAAGCUCUCGUCAAAGCACGAUCGGGAUCUACUCGAGCGCCAACGGAAACCGACGAAACGGAAAGUUCUACGGACGCUAAUGGCUGUUUUCGAUCCUCUUGGGUUAAAAUCGAACGUUCUCAUCUACCUCAAGGUUUUGUUUCAAGAGAUUUGGCGAGCUGGCAUCGGUUGGGACGACGUGAUACCAGAAAGUCUCAGCGAAAAGUGGGAGAAAUGGUUGGAGAUCCUACCAAAAGUCCAGGAUGUCAGCAUACCACGCUGCUAUCGCUCCCUGACGCAACUAGAUCCGCAAACAAACAUCCAAUUGCACACUUUCGUAGACGCUAGUCUCUCAGGUUACGCAGCUGUCGUAUAUCUACGCUUCGAGCAAGGAAACACAGUGGAAUGUGCUAUAGUCGGUGCUAAGACACGUGUGGCUCCCCUCAAAUUCGUAUCUAUUCCGAGCGAAAUUCUGAAAACAACAGAGGCAGCAGAUUGGGGACACAAGCGGUCGAAAGAAAAUGUCGCGGAUGACGCUACGAAAUGGCAGAGAGUGCCAGACUUAACCGAGAACACCAACCCGUAUCUAGAGGAAACUACCGACGAAGAACUACGAGCGAAUCUCUUCUUCCACCAGGCAGAACCUGCUCCAGUGAUAAACGUUCAAGAUUAUUCAUCACGGAAGCGCUUGUUGCGCGCAACCGCUACGGCAUUGAGGGCCGCAAACAACAUUCAGCGUAAUGCGGAUAGCAAGGAACACAUUACUGGACCAUUGUCCGCUGAGGAACUUCAAGAAGCCACUGUCUACCUGUAUCGACUGCCUCAAGCGGAGACCUUUCCGGAUGAGAUAGGAGAGCUCAGCGCAGGACGCAGAAAGAAGGCAUUGCCAAAAUCAAGUACAAUCUACACAUUCAACCCGUUCCUGGAUGAGCAGAAGGUACCACGGAUGCAUGGCAGAAUCAGUGCUUGCGAAUACGCUUCGAUGGAUGCAAAAAAUCCUAUUAUCCUUCCAAAAGAUCACCACGUUACGUGGCUGAUUGUUCAGGAUCGCCACGAACGCUAUCACCAUCAAAAUCACUCAACUGUCGUAAACGAGUUGCGGCAAACCUUCCGUAUACCAAAAAUUAGGCGACUGUUCCAGCGGGUCAGAACGAAUUGUCAGGAGUGCAAAAUCACAAGAGCUGCUCCACGUCCGCCUCCGAUGGGCGAUCUUCCUGCGGCAAGGCUGGCGGCUUUCACUAGACCAUUCUCGUUCAUUGGCAUCGAUUAUUUCGGGCCUAUGUUAGUGGUGAUAGGCCGUCGAACUGAAAAGCGGCGGGGGGUGCUAAUAACAUGCUUGACUAUACGGGCGGUAUAUAUAGAAAUCGCACAUUCGCUCGACGCGAAUUCGUGCAUUAUGGCAUUGAGAAAUUUCAUGGCACGGCGGGGCGUACCAAUACAAAUCUUUUCCGAUCGUGGUACCAACUUCACAGCGGCGAGCAAAGAGGUAAAGGCGGCACAGAAUGAACUCGAGGCGGCACUCAAGGCGAUGGAUCAAGCGAAGGUCAUUCGAGAAAUCACCAGUCCAGAGACGGAAUGGAAAUUCCUACCUCCGGCGUCCCCUCAUAUGGGAGGAGCCUGGGAAAGGCUGAUACAAUCGGUGAAGAAAAAUUUGGCGGCGAUGCAGCCAGGGUGGAAUCCAACGGAUGAAACUCUGCGCAACAUGUUGAUCGAGGUGGAAAAUGUCAUCAACUCCCGUCCAUUAACCUAUGUGCCCGUAGACGAUCCAGAGGCUCCAGUACUCACACCCAACCACUUCUUGUUGGGCUCUUCAAGUGGUCUCAAGCCGGCCACGAUCCUGGACGACAGCGCUUUGGUGCUUCGACGGUCCUGGUGUGCAUCACAGGUCGAAGCGAACAUCUUUUGGCGACGUUGGCUGCGUGACUACCUGCCGACAUCACAAAGAGAACGAAAUGAUCCAGGACUGCCAAGGAAUUGUUGGCCCAAGGGACGGAUAAUCUCCGUCAACAAAAGUAAGGAUGGACAGAUAAGGUCGGCAGCGGUACAGACCCAGGCGGGUAUUUACGAGCGACCAGUGACGAAGCUUGCUGUUUUGGAGGUUCGACGCGAUGAGGAGGUAAGCCAGGGACCUGGCGGGGAGUGUUACGACCCUUCGGUCGGCGCAUCUCACCUUGCAUCUUAG
Wyeomyia smithii (pitcher-plant mosquito) is the source of this 2196-nucleotide messenger RNA. RefSeq lists its product as uncharacterized. The transcript has 4 exons. Gene Ontology annotation, molecular function: nucleic acid binding. Gene Ontology annotation, biological process: DNA integration. Lineage: Eukaryota; Metazoa; Arthropoda; Insecta; Diptera; Culicidae. Bases 1 to 2196 code for a protein of 731 amino acids. The record is from RefSeq and is a predicted model, not a curated record.